AUGUUCCAAGCGUUUUUGGAAACUUUUCUGCACACUCUGAAUGAUCGUGUGGUCCACAUGGACAACGCAGCACGCCGAAAUGCCCCUCCUAAACAGGAAAUCAUUGCAUUCGUCUUCGACAGAGUCUGCUACGAAUUGGAGAGGCUUGCUGAGUGGGGUGAGCGUCCCCUUUCGGAUUUGUGUAAUUGCGGUGAAGAUCAUAUUCAUAGCUGUGAUGAUGAGAAGAAGCGAGUUGUACUGCUUGGAUUGCAGUUGUUAGCUUUGAUGAACAGGCUAUCAUUACCGAUGCACAAUGAUGAGGAUGAUGACGACGUUGUGGACUUAUGCACAGCUGCAGAUGUAAAGAUUGAUGUAAGGCGUUUGGUGAAAGCGUGCAGUGAGCUCAAGAUUCCAUUGCUUCAUCUUGCUGUCAAAGAAAAUGAUUUUAUUGAGUACGAAGGUAUACCGUCACAUUUUGUCGUGGAUCGUUUAUUAGCUGCUGGUAUGUGUGUGAACUCAAAAGACGCAGACGGCGAUACAGCGUUGCAUGUUACGAUGAAAAAUGUUCAUCCCAGAAUGAGCAUUAUACGGUUAUUACUGGAUUACGGUGCUUACGCCCUGGCUCGUGAUGCGAAUGGUGACACAUGCAUUGAUAUUAUUGCAAGAAGCGCUGAGCCGUUACAACCAUACUUCCACCCACUGCGGAUAGGAAAGUACAUUACACUCAAAGGUCUGGCAGCAAAUGCGGUCCGAAGGAACAACAUAGCUCACAAUGGUGUGAUUCCACAAGACUUACUGUAUUUCACCGAAUUACAUUAG
Molecule: messenger RNA, 798 nt
Organism: Cooperia oncophora
Lineage: Eukaryota; Metazoa; Nematoda; Chromadorea; Rhabditida; Trichostrongylidae
Source: the annotation of a GenBank genome assembly